UGACGUGUCCUGAAGCUGCAGGAAAAUGGAGGAAACCAACCACAGCUCUGAAAAGGGGUUUCUUCUCCUGGGAUUUUCAGAUCAGCCUCAGCUAGAGAGGUUUCUCUUUGUCAUCAUUUUGUUCUUCUACAUCUUGAGCCUUCUGGGGAACGCUGCCAUCUUACUAGUGUCUUGUCUGGACUCCAGACUCCACACUCCGAUGUGCUUCUUCCUCAGCAACCUCUCGUGUGUGGACAUCUGCUUUACCACCAGUGUUGCCCCACAGUUGCUGGUUACCAUGAAUAAGACAGACAAAACCAUGAGCUACGGUGGCUGUGUGGCCCAGCUCUACGUGGCCAUGGGCUUGGGCUCGUCUGAGUGCAUCCUCUUGGCCGUCAUGGCUUAUGACCGCUAUGCUGCUGUCUGCCGACCACUGCACUACACAGUCAUGAUGCACCCGAGGCUCUGUGCGUCUCUGGCCAGUGUAGCGUGGCUCAGCGGCCUCAUUACCUCUCUGGUUCAGAGCUCCCUCACUGUGCAGCUGCCCCUCUGUGGUCAUCGCAAACUGGAUCAUAUUUUCUGUGAGGUGCCAGUGCUCAUCAAACUGGCCUGUGUGGAUACGACUUUCAACGAGGCAGAACUCUUUGUGGCCAGUGUAGUCUUUCUAGUAGUCCCGGUGUUACUCAUCUUAGUCUCCUAUGGCUUUAUCACCCAAGCUGUGUUAAGGAUACAAUCAGCUGCGGGGCGCCAAAAGGCCUUUGGGACCUGUUCCUCUCACCUGGUUGUGGUCGUCAUUUUCUAUGGGACCAUCAUAUUCAUGUACCUUCAACCGGCCAAUAGUAGAUCCAACAUCCAGGGAAAGUUUGUUUCUCUUUUCUAUACUAUAGUCACCCCCCUUUUAAACCCCAUUAUCUACACUCUGAGAAACAAAGAUGUGAAAGGGGCCUUGAGGACCCUGAUACUGGGAAAUGCUGUCGGGCAAACCAUGGGAACUAGAGAAACACCUGGAAUUCUAAAGAAGCGAAACACGCCAAGGCCGAAUGUGAGGGUUCAUUCUCCCCAGACAUUCCUCUUGAAGCAGGACAGCAGAGGAGAUUCCAGCUUCAGUUCCCCCCCAGAAGAACAACUGCACAAGCCAGGACUCCUUACUGCAGAGGAAACCCCCCAGAUCGCAGGUUUCCCUUGCAAGGAAAAGGAGAGUAGGAGGAACAACCAUUCCCCGGGUCUGGCCUCCUGGGCACUGCCCAAAACUUCAGUUUUACCGCCCCCCCUCCCCGCCCGCCACACAAAUUACGAAGGAGACCAGAAUAGCCGAAACAGCAGGAAACACCCGGGAAGAAAGACGAGGGAUGGGGGCUCCUCACACUGCAGGAGCCCCCUCAGUUCCCGCUGGUUUUGCUGCACAGGACGCCCACAGCCCUCUCCCCUGGGAACUUUAACAGCCUUUCCAGGCACUGCACCCCCUCAGCGUUCACGGCUGAGGAUUCCUCUGGGUUUAGCCAUUGCAGACAUGAGCUGCUUCAUCUCCAGCAGAUUUUGUCACCAAGGAAGCCAAUCGCCAGCAGAGCCCAGUGGAAUUCCUAUAAAUCUCCGCACUGAGGGCCUCGCAGGCUUUUCCUGCACAGUCUCCAGGGCCUUGAGGCAUGCCCCCCCCAAACACUCCCUCCUUAGAGCCACCUCAGCUGCAGCUGCCACCAGCACCCCAGCCCAGGGACCAGUGCUGUGA
Molecule: messenger RNA, 1705 nt
Organism: Cercocebus atys (sooty mangabey)
Lineage: Eukaryota; Metazoa; Chordata; Mammalia; Primates; Cercopithecidae
Product: olfactory receptor 2G6-like
Exons: 3
Coding region: 26-1705 (559 amino acids)
Biological process (GO): G protein-coupled receptor signaling pathway
Cellular component (GO): membrane
Molecular function (GO): olfactory receptor activity; G protein-coupled receptor activity
Source: RefSeq, a predicted model, not a curated record